AGUAAAUCUAAUACAUUUUCUAUUGUAGCUCCAUGUGCUCCAGUCAGUGUGGGGGUCACUAGAGACUGUGCAUCGAAUCACGUGAUAGUAAGCUGGCAGGCCCUUCAGGAUGGGAGUCUGUACACAGCAGUACUGCAGGAUGAACAUGGACCCACAGUUAAUUGCAGCACCAGCUCUAACAACUGCACAUUCGCAGACCUGCUCUGUGGAAUGAACUACAACGUCACAGUCACAAGGAAUGAUGGUCAAUGCAGGAGUCUGCCAUCCACACCCAUUCAGAUACAGUCAGCUCCCUGUGACCCUCAAAACAUCACAACUGUGCUCCAGUGUGACACCAACACGGCCAACGUGACAUGGGCUGCCAGCGCAGGAGCUAAUGGGUACACAGCAAUGGCAACAGACGGGCAGCAGCAACGCUUAGCUUCUUGUCACUCUAUGGGAACCUCCUGUCAGCUGACCUCUCUGCCGUGUGGGAUGAGACUAAAUGUGACUGUCCAAGCUGAUGACACCACCUGCAACAGCAGCUCUCAACCUAAAGCUGUGGUGGUAACAG
Messenger RNA from Sinocyclocheilus anshuiensis, 553 nucleotides. RefSeq names its product fibronectin type III domain-containing protein 7-like. The transcript has 2 exons. The record is from RefSeq and is a predicted model, not a curated record. NCBI's taxonomy places the organism in Eukaryota, Metazoa, Chordata, Actinopteri, Cypriniformes, Cyprinidae. Gene Ontology annotation, molecular function: protein binding. The annotation marks the transcript as partial.